CUCGUUUUGAUAAGCCUCGUUUUAGAAAGUAGGUCAGCAAAAUUGAAAACUUUUGCUUUUGUAUUGAUUGUCAAAUUACCGGUAUAUGAACGUGUUUGUGUUAGUAAAACUCAACUAUCGAUGUACUGAUUUGAUUGGUGAUCAUUUUGGACUGAUUUUCAUCCAGCUGUUUAUCAAAACUAUGAUGAAAAUUUGGAAGUUUUCUAAAAAUCGAAAGGGGAUUCCCCAUUUUUAACUUUUGGAAUUUCCCAGAAAUAAAAACAAAUGAAUUGCCCAUGUCAAAGUUAAGUAAAUUGGGAGCGAUAACGACAUGAACCAAGUUAGAAUAUGAAGAUUUUAUCAACGCAAUUUACUGAGACAAUAUUAUAAGCUUACACCAAAAACAACUACAGUUGCAUUAACAUUUGAAAGAAAAACAAAAUGCCAGCCGAAAGACAACAUCAUUUUGCAAUAGUGAAGAGGUCAGAUUUGGACACAUAUACAGAUGAUGAUAAACUUGGACAGGGAGGAUUUGGCACUGUAUUCAAGGUAAAACAUAAACAAUGGGGAAUGAAAGCUAUUAAAGUUCUAAAAGAUGCUCAACAAAUAUCUGAAGAUGAGAAAAAGAAGUUACUUAAUGAAGCAGAAAAGAUGGCGAAGCUGCAGCAUGAAAACAUCUUACGUAUUCUUGGUGUCAUCAUGGAACCAGGAAUGUAUGCUAUUUUGUUUGAAUACAUCGCAAACGGAUCAUUGGAUAGCUUUUUGAAGAAGCGUCAAGUUCCUCUGCCAAUCAUAGUGAAGUUUGUGUAUAAGACAAUAUUGGGAAUGAAUUACCUUCACACGAAUGUACCUACUAUUUGUCAUCGGGAUCUCAGAGCUGCCAACUUGUUGGUUACUGAUGCUUUUGACAUAAAGAUUGCGGAUUUUGGUCUCUCCCAGUGGAAGACAUACACGCAACGCCAUAGCACAAGAUUGAGUGCAGAGCUCAACAAGUUUGGUUCAUUCACCCACACAUCACCUGAAAGAUGGCGUAACUUACAAGGCCCUCCAGAGAAAUACCAUGAUGUCUAUGCAUUCGGGAUAACCCUAUGGGAGAUAGGGUCUAAUGGGAAACAGCCAUACCAAGGCCGAAAUGCAUUUGAGGUAACAAGGAUGGUAACAGGAGGUGAAAGACCAAAUAUGGUAUCCAUUACUAAUAACUUCCCAGAGUUCUUGUGUGACAUGAUGAUGGCAUCGUGGAGUCCAAAUCCCGAGACACGACCAACAUUUGAAGCUUUGAAGAACUUCAUAGAAAAGGGUAUGACAGAGUACAUGACAGAGGAUGCACAGCACAUAGCUACAGUGCAGUUGCUACAGGAAAUGGGCAGGCAUAUACAGCCUCAACAAUCGCAGUCAGUAGCACAGCAGCAAAAUCAACAGCAAGUUCAGCAAAACUACCAAGAACAGGCUGCCAGGGCUGGCAAUGCACCUGUGCCUGAAUUUCUAGAUUACAUGGUAGCAUCAGGUGAUCAGCAGUUACCUAGAGGAGGUCUUCGUACAGAUGGUGCAGCUAAGGGACUUCAUGGAGGUUCAACAAAGAGGCAACCAGAGGAACAGGAUGAGUCUCUAAUAGGUAGCAACCAGAGACCUCCAAUAUCUGGUCAACAGAGGGGAAUAUUGGAACCUGGAGAUGUUGCUACAAGGAGUCUUACUCCAAAGGAAGCAAUACAGUGGGAUGGUAUUUCACCUCAACCACGGCAACAAGUACGGAAUCAACCUCCACAGCCCUAUGUGCCAACUAAUGAUCUUGUUGUUCAUGAUGAGGUGAACAACUCAAAGCCUUUGCCCCAAGAAAAUGAAAAUCCACGAGAAAUUUUUCUUCAGCCUCGAGAUGUCAGAGGUGCUGCCCCUGAAUCAACCCCAAUGUCAUUAAACUCACCAGGUGGCGCCACUAAUACUGGUAACCAUGGUAUCCGGGCCCGACCUGAAAACACAAUAAAAAACAUGGAAGCUGCCGCCUUAAGGGUUACUGGAGGGAUGCACUAUGACAUUGGGCUUGCUACACUACCUGAGAAUAUGGAUGUUGAGGACGGUGUGCAAAACGGAGGGGCCAGACCAAAAAGCAACCUACCACGAAAUGUUCGAAGGGAUGCUCCAGAUGUAGAAAUGAGAGAAGAUAACAGCAAUAAAUACAAGAGUAUGCAAGAAACACAGCCAGAACCAGAGUUAGGACCUUUCGGAGUGAAACUUGAGCCUCGCCACACACGUGGAACACCUGUGGAUGACCUUCCCGAUUAUGUAGAUGAGGAUAUGGAGGAUGACAGCAUUCACAAAGAGAAGGAAGAGGCAAAGAAAAAGAGUCAAAGGUCAGGUGGGGAGCGUAAUCCAGACAUUGUCCAUAAACACAAAUCUGGAGCAGAGACACGUAUCUACAAUGCUGGUGGAGCUGGAAACAUUCAGAUUGGGAAUAACAACUUCAUGGUUGUCGGCAAUCCUGAUGGGGUGGUUGAUCUGAAUGUUGGUGACAUCAUGCGUGAUGUUCAGAGUACAGUGUCUGGGGCAUUGAAUUCUAGUGGUAUUGAUAUACACAGUGGGAACAUCAACAUUCAAGGAACAAAUAUUAACUUGGGUGGAAGGAAACCACCGAAAGUUAUAAAGGGAACGAUAACCAAAUCACAGCGUAAAAUAACAAAUAACGACAUAGAUAUCUGUGCAAGGCAUACUGGGAAAUAUUGGAAGAAGCUUGGUAGAGAGCUUGGAUAUAGUGACGGACAAUUGGAUAAUUUUGAACACGACAAUUCCCAGUCGAUGUAUGAAAUGAUAUAUCAGAUGUUGCGCGAUUGGAGAUCCAAGAAAAGUGGCCAGGCUACUGCAGGUCUUCUUGCUAAAACUCUGAAUGCAGUACAGAAGGCCGAUGUUGCUCUCAAAAUCCCUAAAGACCCCAAUGAAAAGUAAAAAAACAAUGGCUAGAGAUUGGACAUUUUUACACUUGGCUGGUUAUGUUGGUAUAAUAGCAUAUUGCGUCAUUAGUAAAAAUGUCCAAUGUCAAGCCUGUGUGACAAAAACUACUAAAAGUGAUCAUUACUAUUUAGUAGUUUGUGCAAUGAAUACUAGAGUGUGUAGAUAACAUAGUGGUAUUCUGUAUGUUAUGCAGUGCAGGACCAGGCCAGUAGCCAGGGGGGUUCAACAAGGGGACCCCCUCUAGCCAAACAUUUCUUAAAGGUAAUACAAUUUUUCACACUUUUUAGCUUUACAUGUGAUUUUGGGCCAAAUUUGUCAAAGUGAUCCCCCCUGGAAAUUUUCUGAAAAAUGAACCCCCCUUGGCAAA
Owenia fusiformis is the source of this 3286-nucleotide messenger RNA. NCBI's taxonomy places the organism in Eukaryota, Metazoa, Annelida, Polychaeta, Sabellida, Oweniidae. The record is from the annotation of a GenBank genome assembly.